UGUUUUGACGUAUAUAUAGAAUCUAUCAUCACAUAUAUACUGUUUUAAUCUUCAUGGCUUAAUUAGUUAUAAUGCCACGAGACGAUGAAUAGUAUAAUCAUAUUACAUUAUUUAUAUAUUAAUCAUAACAAUUCUUGAUAGUACUGAUUCUCCUAUAUUCUUCUUCUUCACAAUUGUCCUCCUUCAUUUUGUGGUUCCUAAGUAUACACAUCAUUUAAAUUUUAGUCCAUUUUUUGUUGCCAAUAGUGCUACCCCACCUUCCCUUGCUCUUCUCCCGCUUAUAAAAGCAUGCACUCAUACUUCUUUGCUCAUCAACCCUGGACUUGAUUGAGUCUUCAUAUCUCUUCAUUACCUUUGUCACCCUUCUCAAUAUAUAAGCUUUUUCUUCUCUUCACCUGUUUUAUUUAGUUUCUUCUUCUUAUUCCAACUUCGAAACUGCUUUUGCUUCUGUAAAACUUACACUAGACCAUUUGCUGAUUUCAUUGCUGAAUCAUCAGUCCCUAUAAUUAACACCAAAUUUCAGUAAUAAUGGCAUCUAGUUCAAUAUCAUCUCGUGGCUCUUGGACUGUGAAACAGAACAAAGCUUUUGAGAAGGCUUUAGCUGUGUAUGACAAGGACACCCCUGACCGUUGGUACAAUGUUGCGAAGGCGGUCGGGGGUAAGACCCCGGAGGAAGUGAAAAGGCACUAUGAACUCCUUGUGGAAGAUGUCAAGCAUAUUGAGUCAGGCCAAGUCCCAUUCCCAAACUAUAGGACAACUGGAGGGAGUACCCAAGGCAGCACAAACGAAGAUGAAAAGAGGAUGAGAAACCUCAAGCUUCAGUGAAAGGACUCAACCCAAUCAGUCAGUCCCUCUUAAAUUAUCAACCAAAAAUUAAUAGAGAAUAUCCUAUUAAGCUUUCAUGUCUAAAAAUGUACCCUUAUUAUAUAUAUAUAUAUUACGGGCAUGUUAAGAAUUACCAUUAAUGGUGUUUCUUACUUUAUAUUCUAGUGAAUUUCAUUUCCUGUUGUAAGAAAUCUCUAAUGGAGACUAUAAUUUUAUAAGUCAAUUGUGGCUU
Messenger RNA from Cannabis sativa, 1057 nucleotides. RefSeq names its product protein RADIALIS-like 1. The transcript is spliced from 2 exons. Gene Ontology annotation, molecular function: DNA-binding transcription factor activity. Bases 529 to 825 code for a protein of 98 amino acids. NCBI's taxonomy places the organism in Eukaryota, Viridiplantae, Streptophyta, Magnoliopsida, Rosales, Cannabaceae. The record is from RefSeq and is a predicted model, not a curated record.